AUGCAGCGUCUGGAUGCACUUUUCAACAACUUCUGGGAGAAGCUCCAGCAGCGCGCACAGCGCACCAUGACAAAGCGACAGGAUCCCAUGGACCCAAGAGAGAGGAGCUAUGGGCGGCCGGGCAAGAGGGGGACUCCCACGGGCGUAGCAUCAGACCAAAAGCUGACACUCACCCACCCCAGCCCACUCGGGCUGCAGGCCAAGAGGGCCCUGACCCGAAGGCGUCGGCCACAUAGGCAGAAACACAAGCGGCAAUCAACCUACAGACCUCCCGCCACCCCAUGA
Molecule: messenger RNA, 285 nt
Organism: Pelobates cultripes (western spadefoot toad)
Lineage: Eukaryota; Metazoa; Chordata; Amphibia; Anura; Pelobatidae
Source: the annotation of a GenBank genome assembly